CGUACGCUGCUAAACAUUUCAUAACAAACAUCAUGGCUGCCCCGUUGGUCAGGAUUUUCUCAAAGUCUUUCAAACAACUCUCUCGUCCAUGGGGGGCAUGCCAGGCAGGGUGGAGGAGCACUUCCUCCAGAUCUGUCCCAGAUGUGGCUUCACACCAUCCCGCCGAGGUGGUCUCCUCUUUCCCUCCACUUCAGACAUACACAGAGGAGGAAGGCAUGAUGAGGGAAGCAGUGAAAAAAUAUGCACAGGAGCGCAUCGCCCCACUUGUGUCACAAAUGGAUGAGAAUUCGCAGAUGGAUAAGGAAGUGAUCAAAUCCCUCUUUGAACAAGGUCUCAUGGGCAUUGAGAUCGACCCCGAAUAUGGCGGGACUGGCUCCUCGUUUUUCACCUCUAUUCUGGUCAUCGAGGAGCUGGCGAAGGUGGAUCCCUCUGUGGCUGUACUAUGUGACAUCCAGAACACUCUGAUCAACACGCUGUUUGUCAAACUCGGUACCCCAGCUCAGAAAGAGAAGUACCUCAAUCGACUGUCAACAGACAUGAUUGGAAGCUUCUGUCUCUCUGAAGCAGAGUCGGGAAGCGAUGCUUUUGCUCUGAAGACGCGUGCUGAAAAGCACAAGGACUAUUAUGUAAUCAAUGGAUCCAAGAUGUGGAUCAGUAAUGCAGAGCAUGCUGGUGUUUUCCUGGUAAUGGCCAAUGUGGAUCUCUCUGCUGGAUACAGAGGCAUCACCUGCUUCAUCGUGGACCGGGACACCGAGGGGCUAGAAAUCGGCAAGAAGGAGAACAAGCUUGGACUGCGGGCCUCCUCCACCUGCCCGCUCAACUUUGACAAUGUCAAGGUGCCAGAGAAAAACAUUUUAGGAGAGAUCGGUCAUGGCUAUAAGUAUGCCAUCGGGAUGUUGAACGAGGGUAGGAUUGGAAUAGCAGCACAGAUGCUUGGACUGGCACAGGGUUGCUUUGAUCACACGGUUCCUUACACCAGACAGAGGGUGCAGUUUGGAAAACGUAUCUUUGACUUCCAGGGGAUGCAGCACCAAAUUGCCCAUGUAGCAACGCAGAUUGAAGCCGCUCGGCUGUUGACGUACAACGCUGCUCGUCUGAAAGAAGCCGGAAGAACUUUCAUUAAAGAGGCCUGCAUGGCUAAAUACUUCAGCGCAGAGGUUGCCACCCUUACCACAUCAAAGUGCAUCGAGUGGAUGGGAGGAGUAGGCUUCACUAAAGACUACCCUAUUGAAAAAUACUACAGAGACUGUAAAAUUGGUACCAUUUAUGAGGGCACGACGAAUAUCCAGCUGUCCACUAUGGCCAAGUUCAUUGAUAAGGAGUACAAUGUUUGAAACUCUAUGAGCAAAGCCUAAACGAUUGUACUGUGCGAUGUUACACUCCGCAUUUUUUCCCCCCCAGUGAUUAUAAUGGGAUUGAUCCAGACCAUACUACUAUAGAUUGGUUCUCAUGCAGGAGCUCAUAGUUACUGGUGUUUUGGUUACAUUUCUUCAGGUUUAGAGAUAAAGCUGCUCUGGUUUAAUGAUGUUUAUUUUGCUUUUUGUAUCCAGUGAGCUUUCCAUCGGUUCAAAUACAAUGAGUAACAAACUGUAUAUCAUUUUAAGACCUUUACAACCUUCACCCCACAUUUGUUCUAGGAUUAUUAUUAAUGUAACAGUAACAUAAAUGAUCCAUACAUUUGCAAUGUGGGAGUUAGUUGUUGAAAGCUGAUGAUUAGGAUUAUGCUUUGGUGCCUUCGGAAGAUUUGCGAUUACUGAGAUCAGUGAUGUAAAGGUGUGUGUUCUCUCUGUACAGCAAGUGAUUCUACAUCCUUUUAGGAAAUCAUCUGUAAAGAAUGAUCUGUCAGUACUAUUAAAUGUGAAGUAUGCUGUAGUGCAUUGUAUGGUUGUUUGUAUUUGCUGAGGAGUCCAGGUUAAUACCAAGUUCUCUCACUAGAUGGCAGCAUUUUCCCGAGUGACAGCCGCUCACAGAAGCGGCAGUCAAUUAUCAUGUCUUUUAACAGCUUGUCACCUCUAAUGAUAUUUUAUAUCAAUUUAAUUAUGGCGGUGCUUCAGAUGAAAAGAGCUCGCCUUGCAUAAUUGACUCAUUGAUAAUUUUGUGUGUGUGACUGAUUACAUUUGCACAGGCUACAUGUGCUGUGCAAAAUAAGGUCUAUUGUUUAAACAGCUUUUAAACUUUUAGCCAAGACUUCUUACAAAUAAUUAUGUGGUGCUAUUCUUUUUUUUUUUUUAUCACUGUCAAAUAAUGGAGAGGGAAAAAUUAAAACAGACACGGAUACUGUUUGAUGAUUUUUAUUAGUCACACCGUUUCCUGGCUGUAAUACAGAAACUUCAUGUUUUUGUAGCAGAUAAUUUUAUAUUAAGAUUUGCUUUUGCUUCUUAUUUCAUGUAUUUGUAUAAUAAAUUUGAAGAGUGAAAGGGA
Molecule: messenger RNA, 2421 nt
Organism: Neolamprologus brichardi
Lineage: Eukaryota; Metazoa; Chordata; Actinopteri; Cichliformes; Cichlidae
Gene: acadsb
Product: acyl-CoA dehydrogenase short/branched chain
Cellular component (GO): mitochondrion
Molecular function (GO): acyl-CoA dehydrogenase activity; flavin adenine dinucleotide binding
Source: RefSeq, a predicted model, not a curated record